GAACAGGAUGCGAGCACCUCCUCGUUGAAGAGGAGGUGCAUCCUUGAAGAUGAUUCCAUUUCCAAAUAAAAUCGCAGCCUUUUUUUUUUUCUUUAAGGGUUUAGGGUUUAGGUUCUGACGAUUUGUACAAGCGAGGACACGACUUUCGAAGUCCCCAUCAGCGACACGUGCACCGGCCUGAUGAUAGAAGAGCGACGAUUCUAGUUGCCCUGGGUUAAGCACAUAUUUUUUAAUGAAAUAUGUGUUGCUCGUUCUGUUUUUAUAUGAUGAUGACUUUUACACAGACGUGAAACAGAUUGCUUUCUGGGCCAUUGCGUCAGCGGAUCGUGGGCGAACGGUAGUAGUUUUCAAAGAAAAACGACUCUGCUGCUGGUCAAUCAUGAGAAGUUAGAAACAAUGUGCUUCAGUUUUUAUUUCUGUUUGUAUUGGGACGAGGAGGUGGUCGGUGCCAUGUGUUUCAAGUCUGUCAUGCAUGUAAAAAUCAACCCAGGGUAAAAAGAUAGAAGUAUCAAAUGAAAAGCAGUAACUACACACAGUUGCUGCUUUCUUGCAUAAGAAUAGGCCGGACAAGGUGCAGCAGCUAGUGGACGGGAAAAAAGGUGGUGAAUUGAGUAUGCUCUGCACUAGCCGGGAAGACCGCUGCGACGCUUUGCAUGAGGGGCUAUUGGUCAUGAGUUGCUUGAUUGCAACAGCCUCGCGUCAAGGCAAAUGGCUUCAGUUUUAUAUGUGCGGCUGGGGCAUCAACCCCGGGAGGAUCAUUUUAUAUAGUAAAGAAAUCGGUCUAAGGAAAGGGAGCUUGUUGUUGGGGGUGUGAACGUCAAGUGCUUGGCAGGUAGAUUCAGAACAAGACAGACCCUGCGUUCCCUUCAUCCAGUGAGGCCAGACCAGGAAGGGGAGCGCGCGGGGCCCGGCCGGGGCGCGGGGGGUGCUGCGCCUCUGGUCUGAAUCUGCUUGGCACACGAGGACACCUCGCACCUGUAUCCGCGUACCAGCCUUACUUUUAUCCCCUUCGCUGGCGCAACCAACAAUGAGAUCCUGAGCAGAACCAUUUUGCGAAUGAGUAAGAUUUUUUUCUAGUAGUCAGGAAAGUGGACCAUUGUCCAUGUUUGAUCCAAUCCUCCCUUGGCAAAAAAAAAAAAAAAAUUGCAUCUAAUAUGGCGAUCACUUUAGAUCGCAUGUGUGUUCUCCGUCGUACUCGUGUGAGCAUCUUCGUAGGCAAAUCUUAGUGACAUCAAGCUGUUUCCGCAGUAGGACUGAGUUGUCGCUUCUCGUCGAACUACUAAAAGGGGAGUUCGUGUGGAAAAUGUUAAACCGGUUCUAUGUGAUCGUCGUGGUGGUCUCCGAUCUUUGUGACGAGAAUCGUCGAAUGCAAAGGGUAUGUAACGAGGUAAUUGGCAGUGGCACUUUCCUCCUCGUCAAUUAUUUUCGUCGUCGAACGUCGCAAGGGCAAGUGGUCCCGGUCGUCAUAAUUAUAUUUUAGUGAACAAGCCGGCGCACCACACCUACUAAACUACACUAGUACUCAAUCGUUGCAUUCUUCAAUUCAAUCGUUUGCUCUUCUUCAAAAAAAAUUCGCAUCGUUGACAGCUUUUUUUUUCUUGUUCGGGGAUCGCUUUGUUCGAAAGAAAGAAGCUGCAAGCUUUUUGUGAGCAGGUCACAGCACUCUAGUUCACGAUCGAAGGAACAGCCACAUAAAAUUUCGCUAUAAUUUUUGGUCUUUCCGCUCUGCUCUCCUUAAAGCAAAAAACCAUGACCGAAUUUCUGGCGGACCUGGGCAUCCCCGGGAUGCGCAUCCCGGCCUUGGUGGUGAAAUCGGGGAAGCGCAAUGCGGGCGAGGAGCUCGUCGCGGAUCUCCUCGGGUACGGGUUCCGUGUGGUUGACCAGGCCGAGAUUUCGCAAAACAACUACGAAAACGUCGCGACAGACAGGAGAAGGUACUAUUCCUCCGCCCAGCACCCCGGAUUUACCUUCGACAAAGUGCGCCCGACGGUAAAGUGUAAGGACAUCAUGCUCGGAAAACCGGCCAUGUCCGCAAACAUGGAGCCCGCGCCCGGCAGUCCUCCGGGAGCAGCAGCUAAUGGCGCCGCAGUGGAAAGCUACACUGCGGACGGAGGUCUACUUAAUACAGCGGGCACCAGCUCCGUGGACGGUGCAGCAGUGGGCGGCUUUAGUCCCGACGGCAAGCCGCUGGAGCCGUCCUCAAUGUCGGGAUCCUCCGGGUCGGAGGAAGUGACGAAAAAGAAAAAGCGGGCGUUCAUUCCCGUGGAGGAACGCCCGGACGUGGAGCUGAUGCGCCGCGUGCGGGGCAAAACCUACUUGCAUCCCUAUGGGUUCGAAAUUGACGGCUUGACCUCCAUAUCAACUGUAAAAAUGUCUGGGUCUGGAAGAAUCCAACUUGUCAUGCUAAAUCUGAAUCAUGUAAAAAUCUGUGUUGCAUGAUUACCAAAAGUCGUCCAGUUUUGACCUAAUCGAGAGGCAGUUUCUCAUGCAGGAUGGGCAUGAUAGAACUCUCACAGAAUCUGUCAUGCUAUGUCCUACAUACCAGACCUCAUGGGUCAUAGAAAACCUGCAUGACAAGUCUGCAUUCUUCCAGACCCAGACACUUUUACAUUUGAUACUCCAUGGCGUCCGUGCAUCUGCACAGCAAGAAACCGGAAUUGGAUGAUGUCGGGAACGAAAAGCCGGAUCUACUCCCGGAAAACUAAGUAACUCCAUCCCCAUCCUUUUUUUGCAUGACAAACACAGAGACAGAAUUUGCUACAUGUAUGUUUUGCAUGACAUAAAAUUGGCUGCGGAUGGUUCUUAGUUUUCAGGGAAUAGGAUCACCUCCAGUCGAAUUUGGUCGGGGUGGACUCGCAGAUUGACUAUGGCCUUCUCAACUGUUACAUUCUGAGUCGUCUCAUCUCCUGCUGCGUGGAUUUGUGAUGCAAGCACAUCAGCAAAAGUCAAAGGGGGUAGCUUGCAGCUGUCGCGUCACAAAUUUGGCAUAGAUGACCGGCCUGCUUAGCACUUCGAGCAUUUGUCAUGCGAAGUACGUUAAAAAUCGUGUGGCAGCUGAUACAUAGCAAUUUUGCAUGACAAACCAUGUAAAAGUUGUAAACAGUUAAGAGAGUAACAGUUGGGAGCGCCAUAUUGACUUUUCCAAAGUUUUGCGUCACGAGGAUGUGGUGCUCAUGAAACGGAACACGAACGAUCCGAUGACGGCGGCAGAGUCGCGAUUUCCGUUAUGGAUUGCAAAUAUGUCUGGGUCUGGACGAAACAUGGAACUUGUAAUGCUAGUCCUACACUCCUGUAAAAUUUGUAUUGCAUGCCUAACAAAAAAGACGCCCUCUUUGGUCAUACAAAAGUGCAGUUUCUCAUGCGGACUGAGCAUGAGAGAGCGUUCGGCAAACUUGUCAUGCUUGGCUGCAUUGGGUACUAAUAUUUCAGUCAUCCAAAGUUCAGCAUCACAAGUUUCCAGACCCAGACAUUUUUGCACUUCAUUUCCGUUGUCCAGUUACAACAGCGAGGAUCGGUUUUUUGAUAUGAAAAGGAAAAAUCCCCCCUCCCCAUAUCAAAACGGAAAUCUGUGAUGCAGAUUUGUUGUCACAAAUCAGCUUUGUCAUGCUACACGGGAAAAGAUGCGGACUGUAGUGCUGGGUGCCGUGGUCAAGCCUUGCAUCUUCAGCAUGAUAGGAGGCAGCUGAGAGCGGGAAACAGCAUGACAAAUUGCCUGCAAGCGAGGCCACGAGUGCGGCUCUUGGCCUUCUAGCAUGACAAGUCGAUUUGUGACCUCAAAUACAGCAUCACAAAUUUCGUUUUCGAUAUGGGGAGGGGGGAUCUUUCCUUUCGAUAUUUGAGGAGGCGAAGGAUUACCGGGUGGAGCGGAUAUGACAGUGCACAACUUCCCCGCCCCCUCCUUUGUAUAAUUGCAUGAACAGCAACACAAACGCCAAAGACCCUGGAGCGUGUGCAUGACAAAUUUAUGUGCCUCCUGUAGUAUUGUUUGGGCUUUCAUCGAAAUUUGUCAUGCAAACAGUGCCACAGGGCAGCGACUCGAUUUGGGAUUUUGCAUGAUAAAUGAGGCGGAGGGGGAGUUGUGCACUGUCAUAGCGGAGUCAAGAUUUAACGAAGGCGUUCGAACCGUACCAACUGCAAAUAUGUCUGGGUCAGGGAGAUUGCGACAUUUGUCAUGCUAGUUUGCCACGGCUCUGAAGUGAACGUGAACUCUGUAUUGCGUGGACGCGAAGAGAUCCUCUUGCCUGUCACACAAAAACGCAGUUUCUCAUGUGGAGCCCGCAAUUCAGAAGAACUACGGAGAACCUUAUCAUGCUUCUAGGCAGCGCAACAUUACAGUGUGCUCACUACUUGUUCAUUUUUUUGCAUCACAAGUUUCCAGACCCAGACAUCUUUGCGAUGGAUAAACCCUUGACGAAGGCGAUUUCCAGCUUUCACAACCUGGCGGAGUUUCACGGGCUGAACCCGGAUGUGGGCCGGAAAGUCACCGCCACGGUUUGCGUGCCGGUAGGAAAAUUUGGUGUGAGAUAGUGUAAAUAUGCGUGUUGUGACAAAGCAAGGAAAAACAACAAAAUGAUGAGUCACUGUUCAGCUCCUGGUGCUGCUGGCUCUUUUACUUCUGCAUCACUUUUGAUGGGGUUUCGUUGCUCAUUUUAUUUUUACUUUUGCAUCACACUAAGAAAUUUGAAAAUAGUUUUACACACAUAAUAAACGCGUGCGAGUCAGUGUGACUCUGAUCUAUACUCAGGUAAUGCGUGUUUCCCAUGACCGCACUCUGGACACGUCCGACGCCUUGAUUGUGGACGCUUUGGCCAAGUGCCCCUACGUAUCAAAUGCAAACAUGUCCGGGUGGUCUGGAAGAUGGCAAGACUUGUCAUGCAUGUUUUGCACGACCCACGAUGUCUGUGAUGUAUGCCCAAGCAUCACAGAUUUUGUGAUGGCUUCCUGAUGCUUUUGCUUAUACCGCAUGAGAAAUGCCCCCUCGUCCGCGAAUGAAAAACUGGACUACGACUCUUGGGGCUCACACAAUACAGAUUUUUUUAGAAUCCAAAGUCAGCAUCUUCACAAGUUCCACUCUUCCAGACCCAGACAUGUUGGCAUUCGAUAGUACGUUUGCGACGGCGUGAUGCUGGGGGCCACCCGGACGAUAUCUGUGAAGCAGUUUUCCACCUACCCACGGUCGCCCUCUGGCAUGGACAUGGCCGAGCACUUCUCCCUAUCAAAUGUAAAAAUGUCUGGGUCUGGAAGAAUGCAAGUUUGUCAUGCACAUGCUUGUCUCGCGUGACUCUGGAAUCUGUCAUGCGUGAGCAGGAAAGUAGGCUCUUACCUGUCAUGCAAAAACGCAGUUUGUCAUGCGGGAAGCGAAACACAUAGGAGCUCAGAAACUUGUCAUGCGUGGCUGCGUAACGCAGUGCGCCUACCACGCACAAACUAGCAUUACAAGUUUCCAGACCCAGACAUUUUGAUUUUUGCAUUUGAUACUCUCACCUGCGGCAGAAGUCGCAGGAGUCCGGCCGCGACGCCACGGUGUCGACCCCACGCGAGGGGUUCCGAUCCGGUCGCGCCGGCCCGUUGGGGUUCCCCCCGGAGAUUCGGGAGGCGGACACCAAUGCGCGAGAGGUGGACAUUUUCCUCGAAGAAGAAAACUUACAAAUCACGAUCGAGGUUCUCCCGGGGGAAAAUUAUGAAAAUGCGCAAGAACUCCCCCUCAUUUGUCAUGCAAAACACCAAAUCCAUCUAUUUGCCCCUUGGGAAUGUUAGCAUCACAGAUUGUGGCAGCUGCCCAAACACCACUACAUUGCUGUGAAAGUCUGUCAUGCAAAGGCUGCACUCUCGCAGGCCCUUCUAUUGCUGCUCAUGCAAUACAAACAAGGGGGAGGAGGAGUUGUGCACUGUUAUAAAAAGCUUCCAAAGUUCAAGACCUCCGGGGAGUUUCUCUCCUGGCUCCAAGACUGGAGCAUAUGGCGUUCUCAAACGUUUACAUUCUCAACUGUUACAUGAGUUUGUAAUGCAAGAAUGGCAAAAAUGCAAUGGUGAAGAUUGCGCCUUUUGCAUUACAGGUUCGGCACAGAUUUAGAUGAAAUUUAGCCCUUUGGAAAUUUAUCAUGCGAAGCAACUUGGUGAUUGGUAGGGAUACUGUUACUGAUGAGAGUUUUGCAUGACAAAUCAUGUAACAGUUGAGAAUGUAACGUUUGAGAACGCCAUAGAGCAUCCGAGGCGCUUUCGAAGACGUGCAUCUGUGGUAUGGGACACUCAAACGGUAGUACAUUCUCAACUUGCAAGAACCGCAACAGUCAAAGGGGCAAGCUUGUUGCUUUCGCAAUACAGAUUUGGCACAGGUUUAGAUGCUUUUUAGGCCUCCGGACAUUUGUCAUGCGAAGCAGCUUGAUCAUCUUUUCUUGCGGCUUGCGGUAGUUUUGCAUGACAUGACAAAUUCAUGUAACUACAGUUGAGAACAUAGCGUUUGAGAGCUCUACAUGCGGCGACCGCUGCUCGUCUCCGUUUUGCACACCGACGCGUUUUAUGAAAUGUAAAAAUGUCUGGGUCUGGAAGAAUGCAACUUGUGAUGCUGCAUUUGGAUUCCGAAUAAAAUCUUUAUUGCAUGAGCAGUAAUGGGAAGGUAAUUCUUGCUACGCGGAGAGGGCAUUUGUCAUGCGGGUAGGCAUCAAGAAGCCCUCAAAAAAUCUGUCAUGCUAGGGCAUGCAUCACAGACAUCAUGGCUCAUGCAAAACGUGCAUGACAAGUCUCAGAAUCUUCCAGACCCAGACAUUUUUACAUUUGAUACGUUUCUGCAGCGACUGAUGCUGAAGCACGGGUUGCCCGAUCCCCACUCGAUCUUGAAAAUUCCGCAAUUCUGCCUGAACUGUCGAGUGUAACCUGAGUAAAAACGUUCCCACACCAGAGUCAAGAUGCGAAAUCUGCUAUACAAAUCCACCAGCUUUGGUUGUUUCGCAUGACAAGUUUGCCUUCGUAGCGUAAUCCUGUUUAGCUGGUUCAGAAGCAUCACAGAUCCAGAGCAUCAUGCUGAUUCCAGCAUCACAAAUUGCCAAACACGAACAGAAAAUGCUUCUCAUGGGGCUCCGCAUGAGAAACUAAUUUGGCAUGCGGAUUUGCAUGACAGCGCUGGGUUGGAACCGGUUUUACAGAGGAUAGGGUGGGGCGGAAGUUCAUCCAUUGGAACCUGGAUUUGUACCGUUCUUCGCGCUAUGAAGUGUAAAAGUAUCGUACUCGUAUUGCAAUCAUGCAUUACAAAUUUUCUUUUGAAGGCAAAUCCGCAUUACAAAUUCCAUUUCUCAUGCUAAGGAAAUUUGUAAUGCAAUCACUAGCACUACUAGUACGAUGCUUUUGCAGUUCAUACGCGCGCGUUGCCGCCGAGACUGCAGAACGCGGUAGACUCGUCGUUCUGUCCGGACCCGUAUCAAAUGCAAAUAUGUCUGGGUCUGGAAGGUUGCAAGACUUGUCAUGCAGAUUUUCCAUGACCCAUGAGGUCUGUAGUGCGGGACCCAGCAUGACAGAUUCUUUGAGGGCUCUAUCAUGCCUAUACCGCAUGACAAACUCGCUCGCAACCUGGUCAAAAGAGGACAGCUUUUGGCACUCAUGCAAGACAGAUUUUUUGCAUGAUUCAGGUUUAGCAUGACAAGUUGCAAUCUUCCAGACCCAGACCUAUUUGCAGUUGAUAACCCCGUGGAAGAGCACACGGUGGUGUACCUGUGUCCCUCGCAUUGCGGGCAGUACUACAGUAUCAAAUGCAAAAAUGUCUGGGUCGGGGAGAUUUCCAGACUUGUCAUGCAUAUUUUCCAUGACCCAUGACGUCUGUGAUGCAUGCCGUAGCAUCGCAGCUUUUUAGAGCGCUUUGCGAUAGUACCUCUACAGCAUGAGAAAUGCCCUCUCCGCGUACUAGCACAAACUGGAGUCCUCUUGCUGGUCAUGCAAUACAAAUUUUUUCAGAAUCCAGAGACAGCAUCACAAGUUUAGAAUGUUCCAGACGACCCAGACAUAUUUGCAAUGCAUAUACAGCUGUUCACCGAAGUCGCACCAACUGAAGCAGAACACAAAUUUUGUGCAGUACAUGCACGAUCUGGUAUGUGAUAUUUCUGGACCACUUUGGGUUUAUUUCUGACUUGAUUCAUCGUAGUCGUACGACCAAAUUCGAACUACUGUUCACGAUAAACUGUACUAUAGUGACAUUGAGCACAAAUUUCUUUUUCAGAUCGACGGCAAAAUCGCCGCUCCCCCACUGGAGCCCUUCCGCACGAACGGGGGGGACCAUCUACUUAGUGGUGCCCAACAAGUAGAUAUCCCACGACAAAAGUGUUACAGUUACACACUUGCUGUCAAUUCAGCAACACAAAUUUUCUUCGUAUGAAUGCAAUGCAAAGAUGAAGAUCAUAAGGGAAAACACGUAUGGAACGAGGCUCAAAAGCAUUUCUGGCAUGACAGAGGUUGUCUGUCAUGCUGGGCCUACAACACAAGAAUGUGUAACUGUAUCACUUUUUUCUUCGCAUAGUAGAGCCACCUCUGGAAAAGCCCGUCAUCGACGAAGAAACUCUCGACGACGUCGCAAACUAUCAAAUGCAAAAAUGUCUGGGUCUGGAGGAAACUUGUGAUGCUAAAAGUGAAUGGUAGACGGACUGCAAUACGCAGCUAUGCAUGACAAUUUUUUUGGCUCCCAUGUCUUACGUAUUCCGCAUGGCAAACUGCGUUUUUGCAUGACAGGUAAGAGGGCCUUUUCGUGCCUAUGCAACACAGAUUCUCAAGUCAUGCCAGACAAGUGACAAACUUGCAUUCUUCCAGACCCAGACAUUUUUACAGUUGAUACAAACUCCACCUUUCUGAAACUCCCCUCCGGCCGCAUGGCGGGCGAUCGCCGAAUCCCCUUGGUGAUUUGGGGCAAGAUCCGCCUGUAUCAAAUGCAAAAAUGUCUGGGUCUGGAAACUUGUGAUGCUGGGUGGCGUCUCACGAUGAGGCCACAAGUGCUGGCUUAGCAUGACAAGUUUCUGAGCUCUGUAGGUGUUGCCUAUUCUGCAUGACAAACUGCGUUUCCGCAUCACAGUAAAACGGAGCUCUUGGGUAACGUGCAUGACAGAUUUAAAGAGUCAUGCCAGACAAGCAUGACAAACAUGCAUUCUUCCAGACCCAGACAUUUUUACAUUUGAUAGCCUGCAGCCGAAGGGACGGGACGAGGUGCUGGAGGAGAACCAGGCAAACCACGGGCGGGUCCAGAAGGCGCACAUGCUGUUGACCCGGCAAGCGCUCGGAUUAGUGGUCCCCAAAUCCUGCAUGUCCGUCGUCCCGAAAGCGAACCGGAAGGAAAUGAUCGACGCUGGGUUACUCGUAUCCUGUGCAAAAGUGUCGUACUAGUAUAAAUUGCAUUACAAAUUGGCCCAGCAUUACAAAUGAAAUUGAAUUUGUAAUGCUGAUUUGCCUUGAGAAAGAGAUUUGUAAUGCAUAAAUGCAAUUAGUAGGAGUGCGAUACGUUUGCACUUCAUAACUCGCCCUCGACGCGGAGGAGAAGCACCAGUUUUUGAACUAUCAACUGCAAAAAUGUCUGGGUCCGGAAGAGCCGGGGAUUGUCAUGCACAUUUUGCAUGACCCGUGAGGUCUGUGAUGCUGGUGCUAGCAUCACAGAUUUUUUGAGAGGUUGUUGAUGCUAAUCACGCAUGAGAAAUGUCCUCUCCGCGUGCCAAGAGCUGACUCCUCUUGCUGCUCAUGCAACACAGAUAUUUCUAGAACUAGAUGAAUCCGCAGACAGCAUUAAGUACAAGUUUCAAUCUUCCAGACCCGGGCAUUUCUGCAUUUGAUAUGAACGACGAGGAGAUCAAAGACCAGGACCAGGAUAGCGAGCUCAAGUUCGGGGUAUCCUGUGCAAAAGUAUCGUACUCGUAUUGCAGUCAUGCAUUACAAAUCUUUUCCUUAAACCAAAAUCCGCAUUACAAAUUUUAUUUCUCAUGCUGAGAAAAUAAUUUGUAAUGCAUUUAUACGAGUACGAUUUACUUUUGCAAUGCAUACGGGGAGAACAUCAGCAACGUGCGGAACAAGAACAGCAAACUCCUCGAAGAGUUAUCAAAUGCAAAAAUGUCUGGCUCUGGAAACUUGUAAUGCUAAAAUGUGCAAGAGGAAAACACUUCCUUAUGCAGAAAAGCAUGACAAGUUUGCAGAACGCUUGCCCAUUCGAAGUCCGCAUGAGAAACUGCGUUUUUGUAUGACAUGAGAGGCUACCACUUUUGUUGGUCACGCAAUACAGAUUUCACAGGAAUUCAAGACCAGCAUGACAAGUUACAUCCACCUUCCAGACCCAGACAUUUUUGCAAUCCAUAAGAGUCGAAGAACUACAAACCCCAGCCGUUGAUGAUUCUUGGCACUUUAUCCUGAGUAAAAACGUCCCCACACCAGAGUUGUAAUGCAGAUCCGCAAAGACAGGAAGACUUGUAAUGCGCAUCCCUAUGAGACCCAUUUCUUAUCGUGUUUUGGAAUUUGUGAUGCUGUGAACAGGAUGAGCAGAUGAAUCUGUGACGCGGCUGCACUUGCUAACCUGCACUACACUGCAUAGUGCAACUUGUCAUGCGUGACUCACAAAGCUCCUAGGUUUGUGUUGCAAAAUCCUCAUCCUGACUCUAGUGUGGGUACGCUUUUACUCAGGAUACACUUUAUCCCGCGUGCUCGAUGUGAACAUGAAGAAUUUGAGGCUGGGGCUGCAGAUCCGGCAGCCGCAGGAGGACACGCUGCUGUUCUGGAUCAUGAGUGAUUACGCAAGAGUGUCCGUUAUGGGCCCGGACGAGGAAGAUUUAGACUUGAUGGACCGGCUCGGGAAGGACGAGGCCACCGUGAUUGACGAAGAUCGGGAGCGGUUUCUGGACAUUUGCGAAAAGCUCCAAGCCAUGAACGGCCGACGGGUUUCGCAGGAGGGGUGGUACGAAACGCUCCGGGCGCAGGUGGUGGAGUGCCAGCUACGCCCCACGGAGACGCUGGACGGGUUGCUGCAGGUAACCGAACCCUGCCCGAACAAGUGCGGGAUGCGGAUCGACAAGCUCUACUUGGCCAGGAGGAGAUUGCACUUGUACCAGGAGUGCAACGUGCAGGCGGCGAAAAACAUGCUGUCCGCGGCGAUUCUGCGCAGUACAACCAGUGGAACAAACAGUACUGGAAAUAAAAUGAACGCGGCGCCGGUGAUCUGCCCCCCGGCAACCUCCGAGUCGGUCCGGCAGCAGAUCAAGCAGCAGUUGCCAAACCCACCGCUCUAUGCAUUGCAAAUAUGUCUGGGUCUGGAUGAGUGGAAGAUUUGUCAUGCACAUUUUGCGUGACUCAUAAAUCUGUGAUGCAUGCCGUAGCAUGACAGGUCGUUUUGUGAGGGCUUCCUAAUGUUGCCUAUACCGCAUGAGAAAUAUCCCCUACUCGUAGCAGCUAAUAGAAUCCUGUUUCUGCCCAUGCAAUACAGAUUUUUUCAGAAUCGAAAGGCAGCAUCACAAGUUCGCAUCCGUCCAGAUUCAGACCCAGACAGUUUUGCAUUUGAUACGCUCUACCCCCUGACGACCGAGCAGGAGAUGCUGGCGGCAGCGACGGUGUUGCAGCAAAACGCGAUGAAUCGGCAACGGGAGGAGGAGUUUCUGCUGUAUCGGAAGGAGCAGGAGACGCAGCGGCAGGUGUUCAAAUCCACCCGGUUCGAGGACGAGGAGGACGAGGUGGAGCCGAUCUAUUACAACUAGGGAGGACGUCGAGCAGCUGAUGCUUUCUUCACACGACCACUUCAACCUGACGAGAGAAAUUUGAUUUCCAAGAAUUAUGGCACAGAUUGAACAGAUUUUCACUUCUAUAAAUAUGACCACUUCAGCUCGAUCACAAACACAAUCACUUGACAGUUUGUAAGCAAGAACGCUCAACAGAAGAAUGUGAAUGGGGUUAUGGGUUAGGUUAACUACGAGAGAGGUCACGAUGGUACAAUGGCGGAUGCAGAACCAAGUAUUCCUUCUAGCAAGUGUAACAUCUACGAUUACGAUUAUGCACAAUUCGAAGUUCAAUUUGAUCUUUUCUUAUUCUUUUCUUGACACGUAAAAACAAUCUACCUUUGACAAUUUCUAUAGCAUCAAUUUCCAGGUUUUGAAUCGAUCGAGAAUAGCAGGAAGGUUCUUCAGCGUUUUGUUUUUAGGUUAUUAUCAAUGUACAUUAGUCGCUUGGAUGGUGAGGCAUUCUUUCAUACUGUACAAAAAAAUUUUCGUUUGAGCAAUUCACUGGGCAGACGCAUUUUAAUAUCU
Messenger RNA from Amoebophrya sp. A120, 12245 nucleotides. The record is from the annotation of a GenBank genome assembly. NCBI's taxonomy places the organism in Eukaryota, Dinophyceae, Syndiniales, Amoebophryaceae.